AUGGCUGUCGACGAGUCGGUUUCGACUGUGGUGGAUGUGGGGUCUGAGCCUACUGUUGAAAAGAAAUCCAAUCCCUCUGAGGGAUCAUUAGACAGUGACUCUGAUGAUGGAAAGACUCCCCCACCACUGCUUGCAAAGCUAUGUGCGGUUAUUUUGAUAUCGUGUAUUAGCUUUGGCUCGCAUUGGAGUUCUGGUGUCACCGGUGCAAUGAAGAGCACGAUCAAAAAGCAAAUGCACAUUGACAAUGUUCAAUUCUCACUUCUGGAGGCAAGCGAGGAUUUCAUGGCCACGGUGCUGCUUCUGGCCAGUGGUAUAGUUACCGACCGAAUCGGCGGAGCUGAAAUGAUCGUCUACGGAAACGUCGUAUACACCAUCGGAUCGAUCCUCGUCGCUGCUGCCACCACCGUUCGCUCGUUCAACUUCAUGAUCGGAGGUCGGAUCGUCCUUGCACUCGGUGACAUCGCCACACAAAUCGCUCAGUACAAGAUGUUUUCUUCCUGGUUCCCUCCUAGCAAUGGGUUCGCUUCCACACUCGGGUUUGAGCUUGCUAUCGGCAAGAUCGGUGGAUUUGUUGGAAAGUCGACGGCCAAUAUCAUCGCGAAGAAUACCGGUAACUUCGCAUGGGUGUUUUGGACAUCGGUCUUCAUGAACCUAUUCACGAACUUUGCUAGUGCCGCAUUCUGGUUCUUCAACAAGUACAGCAACCGUAGGUACAAGGGCCGCUAUGACGCAGCCACCAAGGAGCAGCUUACAGAGAAGAACAAGAAAUUCGAAUUCCGGAAGAUGUUCGAGUUACCCUGGAUGUUCUGGUCCAUCAUGGCGUUCUCUGUGUUCCAGACAAGUUCGGCCUCCGUCUUUAGCCAAAAUGCCACUGAGCUAGCUGAGAAGCGGUUCAACGUUGAUUCUAUCAAAGCAGGAUGGUAUAGCUCGCUGUCGCAGUAUGCAGGUUUCUUCCUCGUUCCUUGUGUGGGUAUUUUCAUCGAUGUGCUCGGCAACCGAGCAUCUGUCUUAUUCACUUGUGGCCUCGGCAUGCUGUUGAGUAUGGCGCUCAUCAACUUUGCAACAUCCGAAGCAGGCACAGGAGCUUCGUUCGGCAUUUAUGCCGUUGCCCUAUCCUUUGGACCAACUUCUGUCAUUGAUAGUAUUCGAACCACGCUCUGGCACCAAUCUGUGUUCGGGUCUGCAUAUGCAUUAAAGGUCACCAUGAACAAUGCAAUGAGCAUCAUUAUUCGCAUCAUCACCGGAGCUUUGCAAGACGCAGAUGACGAUUCAUACCGCCGAGUGGUACAGGUAUACCUUGUGCUUGCUGCUGGAUCCUUGGUGGUUGGGUCAGCAAUUCUGAUCGGUUCAUUCAUGACCGACAACUUGGCACCACUUCAAUGGACUCGAAAGAAGCGAUUGAGUUCAGGAGCGGCGAUUAUUGAAAGGAUUCGAGAGCGGAGCCUGGUCACUGAGCGCCGCCGCACACGCAACAUCUCCAUAGUCAGCUUUGGAGCGCUGGCGCUGUUGGUUCUCGGGGCUUGGACGGCAUAUAUUUGGGGUGCUGUGACUGGCAAUAACUCGUAG
Molecule: messenger RNA, 1566 nt
Organism: Penicillium antarcticum
Lineage: Eukaryota; Fungi; Ascomycota; Eurotiomycetes; Eurotiales; Aspergillaceae
Product: putative MFS transporter
Exons: 7
Coding region: 1-1566 (521 amino acids)
Biological process (GO): transmembrane transport
Molecular function (GO): transmembrane transporter activity
Source: RefSeq, a predicted model, not a curated record